This is a messenger RNA of Coregonus sp. 'balchen', 19175 nucleotides long. Lineage: Eukaryota; Metazoa; Chordata; Actinopteri; Salmoniformes; Salmonidae. The record is from the annotation of a GenBank genome assembly.
AUGAGGACUUGCUCACUGGUCCUGCUAUGGGCGUCCCUGUCCCUCUAUGUGGAUACCAUGUCUAUUACCAGAAGGACUGUAGUGGAGAUGGGAGAGAUGGAAGGAGAGGAGGAGGAGGACCGAGAUGGAGGAAAGGGAGGGAAGCUACUGAAGCGUUUCAAACGAGGAUGGAUGUGGAACCAGUUCUUUCUACAGGAGGAGUACACUGGGAGUGACAAGCAGUACAUAGGCAAGGUAUGUCCUUUUGUCUUAUUGCAGUCGUGCACUUCUGAAAGAGCAGUGUGGGGAAAACCCCACUCUCUGCUAUUGUUGAAUUCUGGCCUUGACACAUAGACAAUAUAAAUAUUGAGAAAUCUCCCAGAGCGUCAAAUGUCAAUGUCACUGCCUAGUGGGACCACAUCAUAUCCCCCCCACCAGGAUUGGGAUUUUCUGAUGUACCACAACAGCAUACAUUGCAUGUUUUAGAGGCUGGAGAGAGGGGAGCUACUGAAGCUACUGAGGCCCUGUACCCGGUAGUACCCUGUAGUCUCUCACAGUGAGACCCGGCUUCACAGAGAAGCAGAGAGAUAAUCAAAGAUUCAGAGAAAAAAAGGGCAAAGAGAGAGGGGGGGGGGGGGGGGGGGGGGGGGGGGGGGGUAGAGAGAGAGGAAGAGAAAGGUAUUCUGGAGCCACUAGGUAUUAGCCCUGGGGAGUGAAGCAGUGCUGUGCAGUGGAUUAUUUCCAUAUGCCUUGUAGGAAAUGAUUCACCUUGUCAGGUCCCUCCUUUUUUUCUCCACCAAGCCUGGCGCUGUGCUGCUAUGCAUAUAAUGAGAUGUUAUCUGUCACAUGUGCUUUUCACUGUUCUGUCCUCUCUGAUGGGACUGAACAGCCUUGUUGUGUGUUAUAGAUGUUUAGCCGGACAUUGUUUACCACCAACAGCACUGUUGAAAUGCAUAUAAGUUUGCUGUCGUAAAGAUGGGACACACACUGAGCAUGGUAGAGGAUAAAACCCCAUUUAAUGCCCAUUGCUCAGAGUUGCAUAAUGGCUACUUAGAGGAAUAAGAGAUGAGAUGAGACAGCAACAUAUGUGCUGAAAGAGGAAUUGCAGGUAAUAUUUGUUACAUGUUGGAUUUAGGUGAUUGAGACAUCUGUGGAGGCUACAAUCGUUCAUCGUUUCUCAUGUCAAGGAUUUAUACCAUCUUGUCUUUCUUCUUUUUCAAUGACUCUCUCCUUUCUUUCCCUCGAUCAUUGUGAACUACCGUUUCAUUCAUGUUCUGAGACUGUCUUGUGCUUUGACAUUUAACUAGAAAGGGCUUACUGUGUGUUCUCAAUGACAGUGAUCAGAGGGCAUUGAGAGUGCACUGAUGUCAAUACUAUAAUGGCGCCGCAGGAGAUGGCUGCCGUUUUACGGGCUCCUAACCAAUUGUGCUAUUAUGUGUGUUUUUUCACGUUAUUUGUCACUUAUUUUGUACAUAAUGUUUCUGCCACCGUCUCUUAUGACCAAAAAGAGCUUCUGGAUAUCAGGACGGCGGCAUGUGUAUAUUUAUAAACAACAGCUGGUGCACAAAAUCUAAUAUUAAGGAAGUCUCUAGGUUUUCCUCGCCUGAGGUACAGUAUCUCAUGAUAAGCUGUAGACCAUACUAUUUACCAAGAGAGUUUUAAUCUAUAUUUUUCGUAGCUGUCUAUUUACCACCACAAACCAAUGCUGGCACAAAGACCGCAUUCAAUGAGCUGUAUAAGGCCUUAAGCAAACAGGAAAACGCUCAUCCAGAGGCGGCGCUCCUAGUGGCCGAGGACUUUAAUGCAGGGAAACUUAAAUCCGUUUUACCUAAUUUCUACCACCAUGUUAAAUGUGCAACCAGAGGGAAAUAAACUAUAGACCACCUUUACUCCACACACAGAGAUGCGUACAAAGCUCUCCCACGCCCUCCAUUUGCAAAUCUGACCAUAAUUCUAUCCUCCUGAUUCCUGCUUACAAGCAAAAAUCCCGCUAUGCCCUCCGACGAACCAUCAAACAGGCAAAGCGUCAAUACAGGACUAAGAUUGAAUCGUACUACACCAGCUCCGACGCUUGUCGGAUGUGGCAGGGCUUGCAAACUAUAACAGACUACAAAGGAAAGCACAGCCACGAGCUGACCAGUGACACGAGCCUACCAGACAAGCUAAAUCACUUCUAUUCUUGCUUCGAGGCAAGCAACACUGAAGCAUGCAUGAGAGCAUCAGCUGUUUCUGGACGACUGUGUGAUCAUGCUAUCCGUAGCCAACAUUCACAAGGCCGCAAGACUAGACGGAUUACCAGGACGUGUAUUCCGAGCAUGCGCUGAGCAUACAAGUGUCUUCACUGACAUUUUCAACCUGUCCCUGACUGAGUCUGUAAUACCAACGUGUUUCAAGCAGACCACAAUAGUCCCUGUGCCCAAGAACACGAAGGUAACCUGCCUAAAUGACUACAGACCCAUAGCACUCACGUCGGUAGCCAUGAAGUGCUUUGAAAGGCUGGUCAUGGCUCACAUCAACACCAUUAUCCCAGAAACCCUAGACCCACUCCAAUUUGCAUACCGCCCCAACAUAUCCACAGAUGAUGCAAUCUCUAUUGCACUCCACACUGCCCUUUCCCACCUGGGCAAAAGGAACACCUACGUGAGAAUGCUAUUCAUUGACUACAGCUCAGCGUUCAACACUGUGGUGCCCUCAAAGCUCAUCACUAAGCUAAGGACCCUGGGACUAAACACCUCCCUCUGCAACUGGAUCCUGGACUUCCUGACGGGCCGCUCCCAAGUGGUAAGGGUAGGUAACAACACAUCUGCCACGCUGAUCCUCAACACAGGGGCCCCUCAGGGGUGCAUGCUCAGUCCCCUCCUGUACUCCCUGUUCACCCAUGACUGCAUGGCCUGGCAUGACUCCAACACCAUCAUUAAGUUUGCCGACUACACAACAGUGGUAGGCCUGAUCACCGACAACGAUGAGACAGCCUAUAGGGAGGAGGUCAGAGACCUGGCCGUGUUGUGCCAGGAUAACAACCUCUCCCUCAACGUGAUCAAGACAAAGGAGAUGAUUGUGGACUACAGGAAAAGAAGGACUGAGCACGCCCCCAUUCUCAUCGACAGGGCUGUAGUGGAGCAGGUUGAUUGCUUCAAGUUCCUUGGUGUCCACAUCACCAACACACUAUUAUGGUCCAAACACACCAAGACAGUCGUGAAGAUGGCCUAUUUCCCCUCAGGAGACUGAAAAGAUUUGGCGUGGGUCCUCAGAUCCUCAAAAAGUUAUACAGCUGCACCAUCGAGAGCAUCCUGACUGGUUGCAUCACUGCCUGGUAUGGCAACUGCUCGGCCUCCAACCGCAAGGCACUACAGAGGGUAGUGCAUAUGGCCCAGUACAUCACUGGGGCCAAGCUUCCUGACAUCCAGGAUCUCUAUACCAGGCGGUGUCAGAGGAAGGCCCUAAAAAUUGUCAAAGACUCCAGCCACCCUAGUCAUAGACUGUUCUCUCUGCUACCGCACGGCAAGCGGUACCGGAGCGCCAAGUCUAGGUCCAAAAGGCUUCUUAACAGCUUCUACCCCCAAGCCAUAAGACUCCUGAAUAGCUAAUCAAAUGGCUACCCAGACUAUUUGCAUUGAUUUGAUUUGAUUGAUUAAUUCAAUGAAUCUCUGUUUGAAAUUUGCAGCAGUGUAUCUAUAUAGACAAAAGUACUUGGAGAGAUAUACUGUUUGACAGAUUAAUGGGUAUGUAAUAAAUGUGUGUACUAAAUACUAUUACAAACCAUGUGGUAUGAUUUUUACUCCAUAUACAAAUCAAGGUGUUGUUAGCAAAGCAAGACCAUAUUAUGGAAAGAUGGAAUGAGUCACUCACUACUCAGAGACCAUCAGUACCCUACCCGUCACCUCCCCUACCUGUCACUCACACUCCACCUCACAGCCCUAAUGCAAACUGUAAAUCUGGUGUUUCGCAAGCUGGGGUCAAUUCCAUUUUCAUUCCUGUCAGUUAAAUUAGAUAAUGUCAUUUCCAUGUAAAAGGACCCAUGAGCACCAACAUGUGACGUUCAUAGGAGCAUGUCAAAUUGGGUGUCACAUGUAAGCUAAGAGUCUAUAUUUUUUUGAAAAAUAGGAGCAUAUAUACAUUUUUCAAACAUUUCCAUCUAAAAAUUGUUGAAUUAGCAAAGGCCCCUACCAACUAAUAUAAAAAUAUACAUUUUUAUGCCUUCUGUAAGUUUAAGAAACAUUGUCUUGUGCCUUGAUAUUCUGUUACCAAACACCCACAUAUUUUAAAGUUAUUUUUUAAUUUCUCUCCCUCAUAAGGAGGAGGAUAUUAAAAGUUAUCAGAAGUAACAAGUAAAGGUAGACCUAUCAAUUAGUUAUAGUGUUUUUACUGAUAUAAAGGUUGUUUAUUAAUUAGUAAGUAAUUAAAACUCAAAUUGUUGUGACAAAAUCGGUUACGGAAUUUCUGCAAUUGAAUUGGGAAAUUAUAGUAGUCACAAACCACAGUUGGGUUCACAACUUUGGACAGCACAGUACAGUACAGUAUAGCACAGUAGAGUACAGUACAGUAAAGAAAAGUAGAUUAUAGUUCAGUACAGUACAGAAGAGUAGAGUUCAGUACAGUACACAGUAGAGCACACGAGUUGAGUACACUAUAAUGUACUGUACUUUACUGUACUCUACUGUAUGGUACUGAACUCUACUCUACUCUACUGAAGUCUACUGUACUAUACUGAACUGAACUCUACUCUACUCUACUCUACUGCACUGUACUCUACUGUACUGAACUGAACUCUCCUGGACUCUUCUACAGUUCUGUGUUGUGCUAUACUGUACUCUACUGAGCUCUACUGUGCUGUGCUUUGAUGUCCAAACUUGUGAAACAUAGACGUCUAUGAUUGGUUCAGAUUUGGUCCGAUCCGGACCAACCACAUUUGGUCUUGUUUGGGGGCAGAGCUCACUAAAAUAAUAGCCAGUGUGUAGAAUAAUACCCAAAUAUGCAAAGUAGGAUAUUGCAUAUUUAUUCCUUUGCCUACCUAUUUAGGAUACAUCACCAUGAAGAGAAUCACAUUUAUAUCUAUAAUUAUGCAUUUCUGUGUAGUACAGAUCAGGGACCCAUGAUGAAAUUCCGUUACCGGGUGUAAAUCCACUUCACUUACUGUAGUUCAAUAACCAAAAUAGUUUUUUUCAAAGUCAAUGUGUCAUGUCAUAGCUGACACCAUUCUUUCUGCAGACAUCGUUGAAUCUUAAUUGGGAGCAGAUAUUUAACAGAGUUUUUGGAAAACGUGGACACAUAACUGGAGGGAGAUUUUACCUAAAAUCUAUACCCAAAUUUUGCAUCUGCACAGUUCAUCCAGUAAAUGUGUUUUUGUAAAAUUGUUUGUGUAAAUUGUUAAAAGUAAUCAUUGUGCAUAGAAUUAGUUGUAUGGUUUGUUAAACUUUGAAAUCAAUGGGUCUCAGUGCAAUUGCGUUACUGUGGAAUUGCCCAUAAGGAAUUUCCCCAUUGGAAUACUAGUCCAAUCCCUAAGUGGACUGUUGAAUGCAGUUAUUGUAUCGUAGAUACACUACGUGACCAAAAGUAUGUGGACACCUGCUUGUUGAACAUCUGAUUCCAAAAUCAUGGCCAUUAAUAUGGAGUUGGUCCCCCCUUUGCUGCUAUAACUGCCUCCACUCUUCUGGGAAGGCUUUUCACUAGAUGUUGGAACAUUGCUGCAGGGACUUGCUUCCAUUCAGCCACAAGAGCAUUAGUGAGGUCGGGCACUGAAGUUGGGCAAUUAGGCCUGGCUCGCAGUCGGCGUUUCAAUUAAUCCCAAAGGUGUUCAAUGGGGUUGAGGUCAGGGCUCUGUGCAGGCCAGUCAAGUUCUUCCACACCAAUCUCGACAAAUUGUUUCUGUAUGGACCUCGCUUUGUGCACGGGGGGCAUUGUCAUGCUGAAACAGGAAAAGGCUUUCCCAAACUGUUGCCACAAAGUUGGAAGCACAGAAUUGUCUAGAAUGUCAUUGUAUGCUGUAGCAUUAAGAUUUCCCUUCACUGGAACUAAGGGGCCUAGCCCCAACAAUGGCACUAUGCAUUCGGGGAGGUAGCGUUCUCCUGGCAUCCGCCAAACCAAGAUUUGUCCGUCGGACUGCCGGAUGGUUAAGUGUGAUUCAUCACUCCAGAGAACGCGUUUCCACUGCUCCAGAGUCCAAUGGCUGCGAGCUUUACACAACUCCAGCCGAUGCUUGGCAUUGGUGAUCUUAGGCUUGUGUGUGGCUGCUCGGCCAUGGAAACCCAUAUCAUGAAGCUGCCGAGGAACAGUUAUUGUGCUGACGUUGCUUCCAGAGGAUGUUUGGAACUCGGUAGGAAAGUUGCAACCAAGGACAGAUUCUUUUUAUGAGCUACGCGCUUCAGCAAUCGGCGGUCCCGUUCUGUGAGCUUAUGUGGCUUACCACGUUGCGGCUGAGCCGUUGUUGCUCCUAGACGUUUCCACUUCACAAUAACCACUUACAGUUGACCGGGGCAACUCUAGCAGGACUGAAACUUGACAAGCUGACUUGUUGGAAGGGUGGCAUCCAAUGACUGUGCCACGUUGAAAGUCAGUGAGCUCUUCAGUAAGGCCAUUCUACUGCCAAUGUUUGUCUAUGGAGAUUGCAUUGCAGUGUGCUCGAUUUUAUACACCUGUCAACAACGGGUGUGGCUGAAAUAGCCGAAUCCACUAAUUUGAAGGAGCGUCCACAUACUUUUGUACAUAUAGUGCAGUAAAAAUCUGGUAUUUGCCUUGCUGGACCAAUUUCUCCCAGGAGACAAAUAUGUUGACUAUUCUUUUGAUUUUCUAUGGCAGCUCCAAUCCGACAUGGACAGGGGGGAUGGAACCCUGAAAUACAUUCUAAGCGGGGACGGGGCUGGAGACAUAUUUACCAUUGAUGAAAACAAUGGUGACCUCCAUGCCAAUAAGAGACUGGACAGAGAGGAGAAGGCCUUCUAUACCCUCCGAGCCACCGUGGUCAACAAGAACACAGGCAUGAAACUGGAGCCGGAGACAGAGUUCAUUGUUAAACUCCAUGACAUCAACGACAACGAGCCCAAAUUCACUAAGGAGCUUUACACUGCCAGAGUACCUGAGAGGUCCAAUAUAGGUAUGUGCUCUUUCACUUUAAUUUGACAUGUCAAGGUCAUGACCUUUCAAUUUACGUUUUAAAUCCCUUUGAUGAUAAAAUAUCAGUACGAUUUCAAGGUCAAUGGUGCCUUAAAGUGUAAAAUAUGUAUUUUCUUUUGUCUUAGAACCAUGAAUGGUUUUGACAGUUGAUGUGAGUUAUUAUUCUUCCUCAGCAAUUAACAAAACCUUUUUUAUCUUCCAUUCUCAGGUACUUCAGUCACCCAGGUGACAGCCACGGACGCAGACGACAGCAUGUACGGGAACAGCGCUAAACUACGAUACAGCAUCAGCCAGGGGCACCCGUACUUCUCAGUGGAACAUGACACAGGUCCGUCUGUCUGCCUGCCUGCCUUCAUGUCUUUCUGUCUGUCUGUCUCUCUGUGCAUCUGUCUGUCUGAAAAAGCAGCAAUGCUGUUUUAUCCCUCAAAGCAAUUAUUAUUACAAUGAAGCGAGAGACGGUAAUGCAAUGUAAUGUUCAGAGUCAGACUUCCAGAGCCAUUACUAUUCUUUGCCCCCAUUUUCCAAAGUAGACUGUAACAUUGAAUCAUUUCUAAUGUGCACUCUGGAACAUCUCCCACUGCUGGUUCUGUGUUUAAACAAAAGGGAAAUGGAAACAAAAAAGCCUCCAACUGGCAGAUUAUUGUGUGGCUUAACAGCGAUAUGGUUUAUCCCUGAUGUGACAUGGACGAUGAUGUCCCCGUCACACCAGAGGACAUGAAAUCCUACGAGUUUUGGAAAAAAUUGAUGUUUCUGAGGGUUAAUCUGAAAACAGUCAUAUUAUAGAUUAAAGAACACAUUCAAACAAGCCAAGCCAGGCCAGACAGUAUUGUGUAGGAUGGAUGUUGGGUCAGUUGCCAUUUUCACUAUCCCAUCAAAAUAAUUAGGUUAAAUACAGUAGUAAAUGUUUCUUGUUAAAUCCUACCAUGAGGUCUUAGCAAUGUGAAACUGUUUUUAUUUUCUGAUGUGGUGACCAUUUCUUUGCAGGAGGUCACCACCUCUCUUAUACCAGUCAUAAACAUUAUAAUUACCAAUGGGAGUAAUGUAACUAACUAAAGUAUUUGCUGAUACAUUAGUUAAAUCAAGGACACCUACAUAAAUUAGGUGACUCUCAGACUAUACCCACAUCACUUAAAUCUGUUUGACAUGGUGGCACCAUGAGAAAUCCCUACAGCCCUACAGGACCAGAGAAGGAGAAAUGUGCUUAGCUAGCUAAUUAACAAUAAUUCUCAUUAUAUUAUAUGACACAUUAAUAUUGUGUUCCUCUGGUUUGUCCUCAGGCAUCAUCCGGACAGCCCUGGGGCCUGGAGAGAUGGACCGGGAGAAGCGGGAGCACUACCAGGUAGUGAUUGAGGCCAAGGACAUGGCGGGCCAGAGGGGAGGCUUAACCGGGACAACCACGAUCAAUAUCACCCUGACCGACGUCAACGACAACCCCCCACGCUUCUCCCAGAGUGAGUACUGAGUACAGUGACUGGUAUUAUACUGGUGCUUGAAGUAGUAAUUAGUAAUGGUAUUCAUAGUAGUCCUAAUAUUAGUGGUAGUGUCAGUGAGUGACAUGUUGGGAACAAGAAUCAGUUUUUUAGCCGUGUCAUUGUGCUGUGUGUAUGAGUGAAGGCGUCAGCAUACUUCAGUUCGGCUGGAGCCUAGCUGAACUCGGCUAGCCGAACCGAACGAGUGUGCUCGCAUACUCCCUUAAAAGACCUUUGCUUGAAAAAUGAGAAAAAAGCGUCUAUAGUACUGUUUGUCCAUUUUGAGACGGCGUAGCCAGUAUACGCUUUCUUCAAAAUAGUCAGAAUUAAUCUAAGAUAACUCAAGAAAUCUGUCAUUAAUUUUGACGCUUUUGCAGAGUAGAUCUUAGUCGCGCAAUUUUACAUCUAACUCAGAUGUUUGGUGCAGUAUUUCUCAAUGAAAACAUGUGCAUGAAAACGAGUCGUCGAGACUUUAUUGAAGAAUCCCUACUGUUGACCCAUCACUGACGAAGGGGCGUAGACUUCGGCUUCGAACUUCAACUCGCCCAAACAGACGAAAAAACCCUCACCCAAGUCCAAAACGAACAAAAACCAUCAGAAAAUGACAUCAUUAUACAUUAUAUGAACAAACUCUACCGAACUGUUUACCUCUCUCUCUCUCUCUCUCUCUCCAUGCACACACAUUUACACUCUGUCCUACAAAUUGAAAACACUCUGGAAUCUGUUUGACAGAUUGCUUUUGGCAUUACUAUUCUGUUUAAGUCCAAUGGUUGGAUGGCGGAAACUAAAGGGAAAAAAAAGCUCUGAACCACUCCACCUUCACAUCUCUCUCUCCCACUUAGUCAGUUAAUGACACCUUACAGCAGGAAGCUUACACCACCAGUCAGCACCAUGCUUGGUGGAAACAUACUAUCUAAUUGGUCACCAUGAGCAGAAGGUUAACACCACUAGCACUGCUGAAGUGCAGUGAUACAGAUUCACACACAGUGUCUUCAGAAAGUUUUCACACCCCUUGACUUUUUCCACAUUUUGUUAUGUUACAUUCUGAAUUUAAAAUGGAUUAAAUUUAGAUGUUGUGUCACUGUUCUACACACAAUACCCCAUAAUGUCAAAGUGGAAUUAUGUUUUUACACAUUUUCACAAAUUAAUAAAAAAAAUAAUAGCUGAAAUGUCUUGAGUCAAUAAGUAUUCAACACUGGCAAGCCUAAAUAAGGUCAGGAGUAAAAAUGUGCUUAACAAGUCACAUAAUAUAGUAAGUUGCAUGGACUCACUCUAUGUGCAAUAAUGGUGUUUAACAUGAUUUGUGAAUGACUACCCCAUCUCUGUACCCCACACAUACAAUUAUCUGUAAACUCCCUGAAUCAAGCAGUGAAUUUCAAGCACAGAUUCAACCACAAAGACCAGGGAGGUUUUCUAAUGGCUCGCAAAGAAGGGCACCUGUAAUAUCCCUUUGAGCAUGGUGAAGUUAUUAAUUACACUUUGGAUGGUGUAUCAAUACACCCAGUCACUACAAAGAUACAGGCGUCCUUCCUAACUCAGUUGAAGGAGAGGAAGGAAAAUGCUCAGGGAUUUCACCCUGAGACCAAUGGUGACUUUAAACCAGUUACAGAGUUAAAUGGCUGUGAUAGGAGAAAACGUAGGAUGGAUCAACAACAUUGGAGUUACUCCACAAUACUAACCUAAAUGACAGAGUGAAAAGAAGGAAGCCUGUACGGAAACAACAUAUUCCAAAACAUGCAUCCUGUUUGCAGUAAUGCACUAAAGUAAUACUGCAAAAAAUGUGGCAAACCAAUUAACUUUUUGUCCUGAAUACAAAGCAUUAUGUUUGGGGCAAAUCCCACAAAACACAUCACUAAGUGCCACACUUCAUAUUUUCAAGCAUGGUGGUGGCUGCAUCAUGUUAUGGGUAUUCUUGUCAUCGGCAAGGACUAGGGAAUUUUUUAGGAUAAAAAGAAAAGGCAAAGUCCUAGAGGAAGAUAUGGUUCAGUCUGCUUUCCAACAGACACUGGGAGACAAAUUCAACUUUCAGCAGGACAAUAACCGAAAGCGCAAGGCCAAAUAUACACUGGAGUUACUUACCAAGACGACAUUGAAUGUUCUUGAGGGGCUUAGUUACAGUUUUGACUUAAAUCGGCUUGAAAAUCUAUGGCAAGACUUGAAAAUGGCUGUCUAGCAAUAAUCAACAACCAACUUGACAGAGCUUGAAGAAUUGUAAAAAUAAUAAUGGGCAAGUAUUGUACAAUCCAUGUUUGCAAAGCUAUGAGAGACUUACCCAGAAAAAUGCAAAGCUGUAAUCGCUGCCAAAGGUGAUUCUAACAUGUAUUGACUCAGGGGGUUAAAUACUUUUCUAAUCAAAAAUAUUUUGUUUUCCAUUAAUAUUUUACUUCCAUAAAUGUUUUACUUUGACAUAACAGAGUAUUUUGUGUAGAUCGUUGACAAAAAAAUGACAAUUAAAUCAAUUUUAAUCCCACUUUGUAACACAACAAAAUGUGGAAAAAGUCAAGGGGGGGUGAAUACUUUCUGAAGGCAAAUGUGUUAGUGUCAGAAACAUAGAUGUGUGGAUGAGGAGCUGGCACAGAAAACAACUCACUCACCAUGCCAGAGGAAGACCAACAACCUCUUCUAUUUGUGACAAGCUUAUGCAAUUCUGUCUCAUGGUUCCAGGCCAUUCUGGCUCUGUUUCGUUAACAUACUUUCCUUCUUCUCUCCAACAUAAUUACUGACGCAAAUAGUUUUGAGUUUUUGUGAAAUCGCAGUAAAUGUUGCCGAUAUUCCAAUCUAAAGUUCUGUAGAUCUCAAGUUCAUACAGAACAUUCUUGAUUUACAUGUGUCUGUUUAUGUUCAUGUUCCAGGUAUAUAUCAGUUCAGCGUUCCAGAAUCCAUGAAAGCUGGAACUCCUGUUGGGAGAAUCACAGCAGUGGAUAAAGACCUUGGGAAGAAUGCAGAGAUGUACUACAACGUUGUCGGCGGGGACGGCUUGGGCAUGUUCGAUGUCAUCACAGACAAAGACUCACAGGAAGGCAUCAUUACUGUUGGAAAGGUAACAGCCGUUACUCCUGUAAAUGACAUCUACUGUAUAGUCACACAUAACUAUAGGACCUGCUUUGUUAGACCUGAGGUCAUCAGACCAUCAUAAACUCUAUUACUGUAUCUGUUAUUUCAAAACAUCCGUACUGCAUCAGUGCAGAAUAUGACUCCCCUACCAUGUUCUAUUGUCCCUGUGUCCCUGUCCCUACAGCCAUUGGACUAUGAAAAGACCCGGUCCUACACACUGGAGAUCCAGGUACAGAAUACUCAGACCUUGGACACUCGCUUCCUGGGGUACCUACCCACCAAGGACAUGGCCACAGUCAGGAUCGGUAUAGAGGAUGUGGAUGAGCCUCCUCUGUUUGAGAGAGCCAGCUACGUGAUGGAGGUGAAGGAGGAUGCAGCCGUGGGUAUUGCAGUAGGGUCUGUCAGGGCCACGGACCCGGAUGGAUACAACAGCCCUGUCAGGUUAGUUAGAGCACUGCUUUGCUUUCCCUUUAGCCCGCCCACUCAUUUCUUCCUACCACCCACAGGUAAUGGGGAGAUUGGUUAUAGUCAUUUGUAUCAUUGGUCAUUUGAUGGAUGUUAAAGGUUAUGUUAUAGUAAUUUUGGAACUGUAGAAUAAUUAGAGUUGAAUAGGUCAUCUCAUUAAAUUGGGAGUCUAGAAGAAGUCGUGUCCAUAAUGAGCGAAGCGCAAGGUGUGUGUUCUGCACCAUCUCCACACACACUCUUUUUAGUGAGUUCUUCUCAAUGUCCAAAGUCUCUUAAUUACCACUCCUCAUGGAAAUACACUGAAAGGGCAUCUAGUAUAAAUGUAAUAACAGGAUCAUUGCGUAAUCUGCUGAAUGAUGAAACUGAUAGGGCUGGUCUGGUCUUGUGCCACUGUUCAGAGCUGUUCCCUCUCCAGGACAGGUAUGAAAAUAGAGUGAUAUAAGUCCCAAUGGCUGUUUAGGGCAGAUCCUCUGGGCGUGCAGUAUUCCGAAUCAACUGCUGUUAUCAUACAGAGAGGGCAGAGAAUCCCCGGGAUCACCCAUACACACAAAAAAAAUUAUGCACGCAUGACUGUAAGUCGCUUUGGAUAAAAGCGUCUGCUAAAUGGCUUAUUAUUAUUAUUAUUAUUAUUAGAAUGGAGAGUGGAUUGAAAAAGUAUUAAACUUAUUGAGCGAAAAGGGGGUGUCAAGUACAGUAGGAGAGGUUGUUGGGGAGUGGUAGAAAAUAGAAGAAGUGUAUUGUUUUUAAAGCCUGUAGUAAACCCUCUUGAAUAUUUGACAAACCUCCAUGCUUUCAAUCAUUGUCUUACAUUUUGUGUAUCUAUCGUACAGGUACUCCAUUGAUCGUCGCACAGAUCUGGACCGGCUUUUUAACGUGCAUUCUGGGAAUGGGUCCAUAUUUAUCACAAGACCUCUCGACCGAGAAGAAGCUGCCUGGCACAACAUUUCUGUUAUCGCAACUGAGUUCAGUAAGUCUUUCUCAGGCAACUUUAUCAUGCACAUGAAUUCACAAUACAAACAGUUCAAUUAUUAUAUUCUGCCCUGUUUUGAUACAUAAAAAAAUAUAUAUAUACAGUGGGGAAAAAAAGUAUUUAGUCAGCCACCAAUUGUGCAAGUUCUCCCACUUAAAAAGACGAGAGAGGCCUGUAAUUGUCAUCAUAGGUACAUGUCAAGUAUGACAGACAAAAUGAGAUUUUUUUCCCCAGAAAAUCACAUUGUAGGAUUUUUAAUGAAUUUAUUUGCAAAUGAUGGUGGAAAAUAAGUAUUUGGUCAAUAACAAAAGUUUCUCAAUACUUUGUUAUAUACCCUUUGUUGGCAAUGACACAGGUCAAACGUUUUCUGUAAGUCUUCACAAGGUUUUCACACACUGUUGCUGGUAUUUUGGCCCAUUCCUCCAUGCAGAUCUCCUCUAGAGCAGUGAUGUUUUGGGGCUGUUGCUGGGCAACACAGACUUUCAACUCCCUCCAAAGAUUUUCUAUGGGGUUGAGAUCUGGAGACUGGCUAGGCCACUCCAGGACCUUGAAAUGCUUCUUUACGAAGCCUCUCCUUCGUUGCCCGGGCGGUGUGUUUGGGAUCAUUGUCAUGCUGAAAGACCCAGCCACGUUUCAUCUUCAAUGCCCUUGCUGAUGGAAGGAGGUUUUCACUCAAAAUCUCACGAUACAUGGCCCCAUUCAUUCUUUCCUUUACACGGAUCAGUCGUCCUGGUCCCUUUGCAGAAAAACAGCCCCAAAGCAUGAUGUUUCCACCCCCAUGCUUCACAGUAGGUAUGGUGUUCUUUGGAUGCAACUCAGCAUUCUUUGUCCUCCAAACACGACGAGUUGAGUUUUUACCAAAAAAGUUAUAUUUUGGUUUCAUCUGACCAUAUGACAUUCUCCCAAUCCUCUUCUGGAUCAUCCAAAUGCACUCUAGCAAACUUCAGACGGGCCUGGACAUGUACUGGCACUGCAGGAUUUGAGUCCGUGGUGGCGUAGUGUGUUACUGAUGGUAGGCUUUGUUACUUUGGUCCCAGUCUCUGCAGGUCAUUCACUAGGUCCCCCCGUGUGGUUCUGGGAUUUUUGCUCACCGUUCUUGUGAUCAUUUUGACCCCACAGGGUGAGAUCUUGUGUGGAGCCCCAGAUCGAGGGAGAUUAUCAGUGGUCUUGUAUGUCUUCCAUUUCCUAAUAAUUGCUCCCACUGUUGAUUUCUUCAAACCAAGCUGCUUACCUAUUGCAGAUUCAGUCUUCCCAGCCUGGUGCAGGUCUACAAUUUUGUUUCUGGUUUCCUUUGACAGCUCUUUGGUCUUGGCCAUAGUGUAGUUUGGAGUGUGACUGUGAGGUUGUGGACAGGUGUCUUUUAUACUGAUAACAAGUUCAAACAGGUGCCAUUAAUACAGGUAACGAGUGGAGGACAGAGCAGCCUCUUAAAGAAGAAGUUACAGGUCUGUGAGAGCCAGAAAUCUUGCUUGUUUGUAGGUGACCAAAUACUUAUUUUCCACCAUAAUUUGCAAAUAAAUUCAUUAAAAAUCCUACAAUGUGAUUCUCAGGAUUUUUUUUUCUCAAUUUGUCUGUCAUAGUUGACGUGUACCUGUGAUGAAAAUUACAGGCCUCUCUCAUCUUUUUAAGUGGGAGAACUUGCACAAUUGGUGGCUGACUAAAUACUUUUUUCCCCCACUGUAUAUAUAUAAUUAUUUAUUACAGCCAUUAUUCAUAAUUGGUUUUUGAUGUGUAUGUUUUCUUUACAGACAAACCUCUGCAGACCAGUCGGGUGCCUGUUUAUAUCCGUCUUCUAGAUGUCAACGACAACGCACCCACGUUCGCCUCUUUCUACGAGACGUUUGUUUGUGAAAAGACCAAGGCUGGACAGGUACGGAACACGGAUCUUCCACUUAGGUCCCAUGACAGAUAGUGAUUAACAUGAAUUCAUUAUUCUCGCUGCUAUAAUUACUCCAUAUCAUUGUGACAUCUAGAGGUUCUACCAUAGGUUAUAUGCCCAAGAAUACCACAAAUGGGGAUAAAGUAUUGUGAUGAGUACUAUAUUCCUCUGGGGAAGUGAUUGGUCUCCAGGGUCUACUUUCUGUGGCAGCUGAUGAGAUGAUCUGUCAAGGCAGGUGACAGUAGCUGUCACACAUCAAGGACAUGUUUCAAUAGGUGCCCACCACAUGUCUAUUCCUCCCUCUCCUUUUAUCCCUCCUUCUUCCCUCUGUCAUUAUUCAUAAUUAAUUCAGAGGCCCAUCCUUGGUUCUUCUGUGUUUGUGUUUGCUGCCCUCCUGUUUACCAUGCAAGGUCCCAUGAGAGUAGUCAAUACAAUCAUCCACAAUGGAUCUUCCCCAAUGGUUAUUUAUUUAUGUCAUUAAUUAAAUAAACAUAUCAAUCUGUCUAUAUGCAUGGUCUCUAGCCUACAAGUUUAGCCUCCAAUUUUCGUCAAUAUCGCAAGCCUGGAAAACCAAAGAGUACCUUGCUAUCUGACAGCACACAUUUUCUAUUUAAAAUAUGAAUCCGUUUUUGUUUAUCCUGUAAACAGAAGAUCCAGACGGUGAGUGCUGUGGAUGCAGAUGACCCUGCAGGUGGACACAAGUUCUUCUUCAGUCUGGCUACGGAGGGAGCUUACAGAGGCAACUUCACAGUCAGAGACAAUGGAGGUGAGUACUGUACUGUAGGAUCUCUUUGGGUCUCUAUCAUACACAGUCAACAUCUGAUAUUAUAUGUAGGUCUCUAUCACACACAGUCAACACCUGAUUAUUUAUAUUUUUUAUAUUUUUUAUUUAAUUUUUUUAUCUUUAACUUUGCAUUGUUGGAAAUGGACCUUAAGUAAGCAUUUCACUGUUAGUCUACACCUGUUGUCUACGAAGCAUGUGACAAAUACAAUUUGAUUUGAUAUUAUAGUAAACAUGUUAUAAUGCCUAAUAGCAUACAUGUUUAUGGCACCUUGUGGUUAAUCCAAUGAAUCCACGCUGGAAGACAAUUCUGCGAUCUGUGUGCAAUCAGUCACCCUUCAUAGCAACAUAACGCACUAUAAUGUGGCUGUUACAUCCGUCUUUAACAUGUGCGUUAAAUGUAUUUUGUUUCCCUCUAGAUAACACAGCUGGCAUCCUAACCCGGCGCUCCAGCUACAGCCGACUGCACAAGAGCGUCUACCUCGUUCCCAUGGUGAUCACAGAUGGGGACUUCCCCAUGCAGAGCAGCACAGGGACGCUGACGGUGCGUGUGUGCACCUGCGACCGCGAAGGCAACAUGGAGCUGUGCAACGCCGAGGCCCAGACCAGCUCAGCUGGACUCAGUACCGGGGCCCUGGUGGCUAUCCUGCUUUGUGUUAUCAUCCUCCUCAGUGAGUAUAGCUGUCUGUAUGUCUGUCUAUCUGUUUAUCUGGCUGGCUGUCUGGCUGUGUGAGUAUAUUGAUUGAGUCCUCAUUGAGUAUAGCUGUCUGUUUGUCUGGCUCUGGCUCUGACCAUCUCCAUCUCCUAAUUAGUCAUUCACAUGAAUGUACAGUAUGGAAAAUAUCUCUCUUUAAUAAGAAAUUCCACAGGUUCUAGUGUAGUUGCUAUAUUUUAGAUUUUCAAUUUGACCUUUCUGUAUACAGUGGGGGAAAAAAAGUAUUUAGUCAGCCAACAAUUGUGCAAGUUCUCCCACUUAAAAAGAUGAGAGGCCUGUAAUUUUCAUCAUAGGUACACGUCAACUAUGACAGACAAAAUUAGAAAAAAAAAUCCAGAAAAUCACAUUGUAGGAUUUUUUAUGAAUUUAUUUGCAAAUUAUGGUGGAAAAUAAGUAUUUGGUCAAUAACUAAAGUUUCUCAAUACUUUGUUAUAUACCCAUUGUUGGCAAUGACACAGGUCAAACGUUUUCUGUAAGUCUUCACAAGGUUUUCACACACUGUUGCUGGUAUUUUGGCCCAUUCCUCCAUGCAGAUCUCCUCUAGAGCAGUGAUGUUUUGGGGCUGUCGCUGGGCAACACGGACUUUCAACUCCCUCCAAAGAUUUUCUAUGGGGUUGAGAUCUGGAGACUGGCUAGUCCACUCCAGGACCUUGAAAUGCUUCUUACGAAGCCACUCCUUCGUUGCCCGGGCGGUGUGUUUGGGAUCAUUGUCAUGCUGAAAGACCCAGCCACGUUUCAUCUUCAAUGCCCUUGCUGAUGGAAGGAGGUUUUCACUCAAAAUCUCACGAUACAUGGCCCCAUUCAUUCUUUCCUUUACACGGAUCAGUCGUCCUGGUCCCUUUGCAGAAAAACAGCCCCAAAGCAUGAUGUUUCCACCCCCAUGCUUCACAGUAGGUAUGGUGGUCUGUGGAUGCAACUCAGCAUUCUUUGUCCUCCAAACACGACGAGUUGAGUUUUUACCAAAAAGUUCUAUUUUGGUUUCAUCUGACCAUAUGACAUUCUCCCAAUCCUCUUCUGGAUCAUCCAAAUGCACUCUAGCAAACUUCAGACGGGCCUGGACAUGUACUGUGUGGUUCUGGGAUUUUUGCUCACCGUUCUUGUGAUCAUUUUGACCCCACGGGGUGAGAUCUUGCGUGGAGCCCCAGAUCGAGGGAGAUUAUCAGUGGUCUUGUAUGUCUUCCAUUUCCUAAUAAUUGCUCCCACAGUUGAUUUCUUCAAACCAAGCUGCUUACCUAUUGCAGAUUCAGUCUUCCCAGCCUGGUGCAGGUCUACAAUUUUGUUUCUGGUGUCCUUUGACAGCUCUUUGGUCUUGGCCAUAGUGGAGUUUGGAGUGUGACUGUUUGAGGUUGUGGACAGGUGUCUUUUAUACUGAUAACAAGUUCAAACAGGUGCCAUUAAUACAGGUAACGAGUGGAGGACAGAGGAGCCUCUUAAAGAAGUUGUUACAGGUCUGUGAGAGCCAGAAAUCUUGCUUGUUUGUAGGUGACCAAAUACUUAUUUUCCACCAUAAUUUGCAAAUAAAUUCAUUAAAAAUCCUACAAUGUGAUUUUCUGGAUUUUUUUUCUCUCAAUUUGUCUGUCAUAGUUGACGUGUACCUAUGAUGAAAAUUACAGGCCUCUCUCAUCUUUUUAAGUGGCUAACUAAAUACUUUUUUCCCCACUGUAUCACCUGAAUGUGUACACAUACGAGUGUGCGCACACACACAGGCACUUCUAAGAAAAGCCCUAAAUUCCCCAGCCUAUUUCACUCUUGGCUGUGUACUGUAAACGUGUUAUUUAUGUAGGAUCAAAACAAGUCCAACGGGAUUCAGAUUGUAGACAGGAUAGUAAAUCUACAGGACUGGCAGUAAAAAUACCCCCUGAUACACCAGGAGUUAGUUUAAUGAAAAAUAAUGUAAUGCGAUUACCCCAAUAUAUUACUUCAGCACCAUUAACUACAUAUAAUGUAAAUGUAUUUAUUAAACAUGGCACCAUUUCCUGGUUAUUUAUAAGUUACUAGUUGCAAUCUCAUUGCAAUGUUAAAAUAAAAUAAAAAUCAGCAUCUCAACUGCAGUCGUUUCUAAAUUGUUACUGGGCUGUAGUACUGGGCUGCAUGAAGCAGCCCGUGUUCUAAUACAGUGUUCACUGCAGCAUGAGCAAUGAGAUAAGAUGAAAUGAACCAGCCCUGAACAGCAAACCUCUUGCUAACGCUGCCUCUCUCUCUCUCCAUCUCUCUGUGUCUAUCUCUGUCUCUCUCUCCCUCUCUGUUUCUCAGUGAUCAUAGUUCUGUUUGCGGUACUGAAGAGGCAGAAGGAAAAGGAGCCUCUGAUCAUCUCUAAAGAGGACGUGCGAGACAACGUGGUCAGCUACAACGACGAGGGGGGCGGAGAGGAGGACACCCAGGCCUUCGACAUCGGGGCUCUGCGUAACCCAGAGGCCAUCGAGGAGAGCAAGCAGAGGCGGGACAUCAUCCCCUCGGACACUCUGUACCCCCCUCUCAGACGGACAGCCAUCCCGUCGCGGGACAACGCCGAUGUCCGGGACUUCAUAAACCAACGGGUGCAGGAUAACGACAAUAAUCCCACCGCCCCCCCUUAUGACUCUCUGGCCACAUAUGCCUACGAGGGAACCGGUUCAGUGGCUGAGUCUCUCAGCUCCCUGGGGUCAGCUUCCUCUGAAGGGGACCAGGACUACAACUACCUCAGUGACUGGGGGCCCCGCUUCAGGAAACUGGCUGACAUGUACGGGGCUGAGGACAGCGACCGUGACUCCUAA